CGUUUUAGGCUCUCCGCUUAUUCCCCGUUGUAACUAAAUACCGCGGUACGAACAGCUGAAGUCCUUUGUUGGAAAUGUGCGAUCGCAGUCUCUACAGAUCGGGCUACGUUGGGUCUCUCUUGAAUUUGCAAGGGCCGGAUUCCUUUUAUUUCCCUAACUUGCGGACUAAUGGCAGUCAGUUGGCGGCUCUGCCCACCAUUCCCUACCCCCGAACCUCGCUGCCCUGGACUUGCUCAAGUUCGUGUACGGCUCAGCCUCAGAGCCCUGCUUUCAGCAGCUCCUCGCAGCCUUACCUUACGGGCUCCGUUCCCAUCAACAUCAGUUCCAACAGCAGCAAAGAGUGCCUGGAAGAAAACAAUAAAUACUACGCCCACGAAGCAGGCUCCAAACAGGAGGAAAGAGGCAGGCAGAGGCACUCUUUUGCCAAUGAACCAAGUAUUACUCAUCCAGCCCACUUAAAGCCAGCUAAGUAUGACCACUCCAGCCUGCAGAGGGGUUUACAGGGCUCCUCGGCUCUUUUUGAAGUGAAUUCCUCUACUUCAAGCUUAAAGGAGGACAUCAAGAAUUCGGUCAACUUGAACCUGACAGUGCAGCCUUCCGCAGUCCAGCCAUGUCUGAGACCUUCAGUGCAGGAUGGUAUGCCUUGGUGUCCCGCCCAGGGAAGAUUAAGAAAGAAACGGAAACCUUACACAAAACAACAAAUUGCGGAAUUGGAAAACGAGUUUCUCCUCAAUGAGUUUAUUAACCGGCAGAAGCGGAAAGAGCUAUCAAACAGACUGAAUUUAAGCGAUCAACAAGUUAAAAUUUGGUUUCAAAACCGACGGAUGAAAAAGAAAAGAGUAGUAAUGCGUGAGCAGGCGCUAUCUAUGUACUAGACAAAAGUCUUGCCAUUCCUAUAAUGAACUUGUCUUUUGCAUCUCUAGAGUAGAGUGUAUUCCCGAUGAAAACCUCAUUAGUAUUAUUGAAAGAAAUUCUAGAAGCUCUAAGCAAACCUUUGGGGCGUUUGUAAAUUAGCAAAUACUGAAUCCUUGGCCAAAAGGAAGAAAGUAAACACACGAAAAGGCUACAAAGACCUGUAUUAUCAGCUCUUAUAUUUUAUUUCCCUUUAUAAUAGAUCUUCUUCUACUUCUUUUUUCUUUGCUUGCAGGAUGAGCUGUGCUGAGCUAAGAUCAAUUUCUCUAACUGUAUGUAAACAUAAUUUUGCAGAAAAAUAAAGGAACAUUG
This is a messenger RNA of Pelodiscus sinensis (Chinese soft-shelled turtle), 1224 nucleotides long. It is a transcript of the gene HOXD12, whose product is annotated as homeobox D12. Gene Ontology annotation, molecular function: DNA-binding transcription factor activity, RNA polymerase II-specific; sequence-specific double-stranded DNA binding. Lineage: Eukaryota; Metazoa; Chordata; Testudines; Trionychidae. Gene Ontology annotation, biological process: regulation of DNA-templated transcription. The record is from RefSeq and is a predicted model, not a curated record.